Molecule: messenger RNA, 642 nt
Organism: Aspergillus tanneri
Lineage: Eukaryota; Fungi; Ascomycota; Eurotiomycetes; Eurotiales; Aspergillaceae
Product: uS17 family ribosomal protein
Exons: 1
Coding region: 1-642 (213 amino acids)
Biological process (GO): translation
Cellular component (GO): ribosome
Molecular function (GO): structural constituent of ribosome
Source: RefSeq, a predicted model, not a curated record
AUGCCUCUGAGAAGCAUUCUAAGGGCAAUACAGCCCUUGCGAUCAUCUAUCGUCAAAUCGGCGACGAAUUCAGCACCAGCUACGCACCAACUCCAGUUCUCCAAACCAAGUAUCAUUUCUGGACUUGCGCUCUUCCGACGAUCGAAUUCUUCUACUACUUCUGCUAAGCAACAAGAAUCGCCAUCCACCCCAUCUUUUGUCUCUCCUCUCCGCGUCUACCCCUAUAAGCUCAAGACCGGCACCGUCGAAACGGUUGGCCGGAUGGAUCGGACUGUCCGCGUUAGUCACCGACAUACCUCCUGGGACCCGCAUCUUCGCAAAUCCUAUCCCAGGUUGACGACAUUUAUGGUGUCGGAUCCGAAAAACUCCCUGCGCGAGGGCGAUGUGAUUGAGUUCUCCUCCGGAUACCCAAAGAGUCGGCAUGUGCGUCAUGUGGUAGAGCGAAUCAUUGCGCCCUACGGAACGAAUAUUGAAGAUAGGCCACCAGUGAUGACACGCGAAGAGAGAGAGGCCGAGCGAGCGGCCAAGAGGGCAGCCAAGUUGCAGCGUAGGGAAGCCCGGGGUUUGGAGAGUGGUGGUAAGGAGCACGUGGGUCGGAUCAAGCGGUUGAUCCGCGAGAGAACUGACACCGGCGUGGAAUAG